UUGGUAGUUUGGUAGUUUUGGUAGCUUGGGAUCCCUGUUCCCAUUUUCGACCAGGCGUUCCUACAACUAGAACUCAUUCCUCCUCCAUCAUAAGAUUAUACCGGCUUCCGUUACAUCUGCUGAGUGUCGUUGAGUGAUGUAGAUCAGUUGUGGCAUAAGUGACCUUUUGAUAAUGCUGGCAAGCUCAAUCGAAAUCGCCAGUUUUUCAUCAGCCGUGAUCAUAAUUCUUCUUUGUGCUCUCUUGUUUUAACUCAAGGAAGGACUUUGUCAAAAUGGCAGCGGCUGCGUCGGCAACUAGUGUUUCAGCACGUCUCACUCGAGUCUUCAAUGAAGAAUUGUCUUGUCCUGUUUGUCUGGAAGAACUCAAAGAACCAAAAUGUCUUCCUAGCUGUGCUCAUAAUGUCUGCAAAGCUUGCCUGGAGAACAUGGCUCGUAUGAAUCCUGAAAUUAUCCGUUGCCCGACAUGUAGGAGAGUUUCACAAGUUCCUCCCGGAGGUGUAAAUGAUCUUCCAACAAACAAUGUCCUACUAAAAUUCUUGGAGAUAACUCCAGGCAGACAACAACGAUUGGAAAUUCAGAGAUCCGUGGACAAUAGCAAGCCCGUAAUCAACGAAAUGCAGACAAGGAUAACAAUUCUAGACCAAGCUUUAGAUAUCUUAGAAACUGAUUGGAAGAAAGCCAAAGAAGAUAUUCAUUUAACCGCCAACAUUGUGGUAGAGAUGGUUCGAAACCAGGAGAGCAGUCUUUGCGAGGAUAUUGAAGAUUUUUACGGGAAGAAGCACAAGAUGCUACAGAAUCAGAGACAGAACUUGAGCAGUUUACUAGCAAGUUCUUCCGCUUGUCUUGAGACAGCUGAAGGAAUUCUUCUGAAAGGAGAUGUUGACGAAUUGACUGAGAUGGCAGAUGUCCUCACCCAACAACUGAAAGAAGUAAGCCAGAUGAAUUUUGAAGAUGCUGGAGAGCUUAAACAGAAAUGUAAGGAGCAGCUAGAGUUUCACCCAAACCACGAGUUACAAAUCAACCUCGAAAAACAAUGCAUUGGUGUGGUGCGGAGAAAAAUGAGUGAUAAAAUUCCUACCAGCCCCUUAGGUGUCUCUGACAUCAGCUCUAUCGGUAAGGUCAUUAAGAAAAUUGGACGGAAGGGUUCCAGGAGGGGUAAGUUCAAAAAUCCUGGGGGCAUUGCUUCAAAUGCACAUGGAGAACUGGCUGUGGCUGAUUAUUUUAACAACAGAGUGGAAGUAUUUGAUGAAACAGGAAAGUUCUUGUUCACAUUUGGCAAAAAAGGGGAUGGCGAGGGUCAAUUUUUGGGUCCAACUGGGAUAGCAUACACCAGAAGUAACAAAAUCCUUGUUAUGGACAGCAGGAAUUUUAGAGUACAAGUGUUUGACAAAAGUGGCCAUUUCCUUGCAACUUUUGGCAAGAAAGGCUUCAAUCAGGGAGAAUUUGGAUGGGCAGAGGGUAUUGCAGUUGAUGAAAAUGACAAUGUGAUUGUCACAGAUACAGAGAACAAUCGUGUUCAGAUAUUUUUGCUGGAUGGAACAUUUGUUCAUCAGUUUGGUGGGCAUGGCCCUGAAGGCUUUGACACGCCGUUGGGCACUGUCUACCACAAGGAAGAGUUCUACACAUCGGAUAAAGGUAACAACUGUGUAAAAGUAUUUGAUCGCAAUGGUGUUUAUGUUCGACAGUUUGGAAGGGUUGGACCUGGAACUGGUGAAUUUAGGUGCCCAAGAGGAAUUGCAGUGGAUAGAGCAAAUGAUUGCAUUCUGGUCUGUGACAGUGAAAACAACUGUGUCCAUGUAUUUAAACUGGAUGGUACGUAUGUUGUAAAUUUUGAAACAAAGAAGACACCUGUCGGAAUUGAUCUACUGAAAGGAAAGAAGUUAGCUGUAUCAUCAUAUUAUGGCCACUGUGUCCAGAUUCUGUCAUACAGAUGAUGGUGAAUUAUUUCUUACACUGGACUGUGAGGUGUGCCUCUUUGUGAGCUUAGUCGCUUGAGGGAACCAAAAAACACAAUACAUGUAAACCCACAAGAAAAGCACUAAUAUGUUACUCUUGCCCCAACUUUUCAUGCAGCACCCUCAUCUCUUUCUUCUUGCUCAACAGACUAAGCUUGGAGAGAGGUGAUCCUUAUAGGCUAAUAAUCUUUGUACAGGCCUCUUCAUUUGAGCCCAGCAACAAGGUUGUUCUAAUUAGCUAGGGAAUUUCUAGCUUGGUAAAAGAGAUGCUGUUACAAAAAUUAAGAUCUUGUCAGCUGGGCUACAUGUAGCUUGCCUUUCCUAAGAUCCCAUCACAACUUCUAGAAAGGAAAGACUUGGGAGGCAAAUUCUCUGAUCUGUGUUUGCCUGGUUGAUUAAGAUUAUUUGAAGGGACCAAAAGAAAAAUUCUGCAAAAGUAAUCAAAGAAAAAAAUUUUGUCCUACUGUAUUUUGCCUGUUUGAAGGAUCAGUUAUUUAAGGAUCUGUUUAUUUUUAUUUUUAUUUAUGUCACUUUACAAGAACUGUAAGAACUGAAGGAUCAGUUAUUUUUAUUUGUGUCACUUUACAAGAACUGUAUAAAUGACAGCACUAAACAGCCAAAAGUGAGAAAAAUGUUAAAUCCCUACUUUCCUAUUUUUAAUUAAUAACUAGUGUAUAGAGACAAAGACAGUUUUUCUCUUUAAACUCAGUCUGAUACUUGCAUGACUGGCAUUUUGUUUAUGCAUGGAUAAAUUUGUUUUGUAUAUUUAUAUUUGAAGUAGCAGUAGAUUAUUUGGUGAAUAAUAAGAGUCUUAGAGACAUUUCAACUAUGAAUGGGUGAAUGUGAGGUUAA
Messenger RNA from Pocillopora damicornis (cauliflower coral), 2807 nucleotides. RefSeq lists its product as uncharacterized. The record is from RefSeq and is a predicted model, not a curated record. NCBI's taxonomy places the organism in Eukaryota, Metazoa, Cnidaria, Anthozoa, Scleractinia, Pocilloporidae. Gene Ontology annotation, molecular function: ubiquitin protein ligase activity; protein binding. Gene Ontology annotation, biological process: proteasome-mediated ubiquitin-dependent protein catabolic process; protein polyubiquitination.